This is a messenger RNA of Gloeophyllum trabeum ATCC 11539, 2196 nucleotides long. RefSeq names its product sulfate permease. Gene Ontology annotation, cellular component: membrane. Gene Ontology annotation, molecular function: secondary active sulfate transmembrane transporter activity. The coding region runs from base 1 to 2196 and encodes 731 amino acids. The transcript is spliced from 11 exons. NCBI's taxonomy places the organism in Eukaryota, Fungi, Basidiomycota, Agaricomycetes, Gloeophyllales, Gloeophyllaceae. The record is from RefSeq and is a predicted model, not a curated record. Gene Ontology annotation, biological process: transmembrane transport.
AUGGCUGCCGCAACUAUUAAACUAGGAAAGCGGAUUAUAGGCUACCCAGAGGAGAGGGUGCCAGUCAUAUCCGUCCAGGAAUGGGCGGACAAAACCUUCACCGAUCCACUACACACCCUCCUGCAAUAUCUGAGCAGCCUUUUCCCCAUCAUUGGAUGGGCAUCUCGCUAUAACCUCGGAUGGGCGAGCGGUGAUGUCGUCGCCGGUCUGACAGUCGGCCUGGUCCUUGUCCCUCAAAGCAUGUCCUACGCGCAGAUCGCAACGCUUCCACCUGAAUACGGCCUCUAUUCUUCCUUCGUCGGCGUGCUGAUAUAUUGCUUUUUCGCAACUUCGAAAGACGUGUCUAUCGGACCUGUCGCCGUUAUGUCGCUUACCGUCUCGCAAAUAAUCAGGUUUGUAAACGAACAUCACCCCGACGAAUGGAGUGGACCCCAGAUUGCUACUACCGUUGCAUUCAUAUGCGGAUUUAUUGUGCUUGGUCUUGGUCUACUGCGCCUGGGCUGGUUAGUGGAAUUUAUACCAGCACCUGCGGUCAGUGGCUUUAUGACUGGCUCGGCCAUAAACAUCGUCUCCGGCCAAGUUCCUGGCCUGAUGGGAAUCACAGGCUUUGAUACUCGAGCGGCAACAUACAAAGUAAUAAUAGAUACCCUCAAGGGCCUCCCGAGGACCAAACUUGACGCUGCCUUCGGGUUGACUGCUUUGGUCUCGUUGUAUAUUAUUCGCUUUGUCCUGGAGCGUCUGUCACAUCGAUAUCCAAGAAGGGCCCGCCUAUUUUUUUUCAUCUCGGUCAUGCGAAACGGUCUGGUCAUCAUUAUAUUGACAAUAGCAUCCUGGCUCUACACACGGCACAGAAGAAGUGCGCAUGGGACUUACCCAAUCAAGAUUUUGGGCACUGUCCCCCGAGGAUUCAAGCACAUUGGGCAGCCGAUCAUAGACAAGAAAUUGAUCAGCGUCCUUGCGCCUGAAUUACCUGUGGCGACAAUCAUCCUUCUUCUCGAGCACAUCGCCAUAUCAAAAUCUUUUGGCAGAGUGAAUGGGUACAAGAUCAACCCCAAUCAGGAAUUGAUCGCUAUCGGUGUAACUAACACCAUUGGUACGGUCUUCGGAGCAUAUCCUGCGACAGGAUCGUUCUCUCGCUCUGCCCUCCAGUCAAAGUCGGGUUCCCGGUCUCCCGCUGCAGGUCUUUUCAGUGCCAUCGUGGUCAUAGUGGCGUUGUAUGGCCUAACACCUGCCUUCUACUGGAUUCCCACUGCCGCCCUCUCGGCCGUCAUCAUUCACGCAGUCGCAGAUCUGGUAGCGUCACCCAAGCAGGUGUACUCCUUCUGGCGGGUAUCACCCUUGGAGUUCGUUAUCUGGUUGGCAGCGGUGUUAACCACCGUAUUCUCGACCAUCGAGAACGGGAUAUACGCCUCCAUUGCGGCUUCGCUCGUCCUCUUGCUCGUGCGCGUGGCGCGCCCUCGUGGGCACUUCCUCGGCAAGAUAACGGUCCACGCUGACGAUAAGUCAAGAGAGGUUUAUGUCCCACUCAAGCCUGAUAGCGGGGUGAUGAACCCGCAUAUGAAGGUCCACCCACCUGCGCCCGGCGUUGUGCUUUACCGGUUCGAGGAGAGCUAUCUGUAUCCCAACUCUUCACUGGUGAAUGACGCCAUUGUCGACUUUGUCAAGCAGCGCACGCGGCGGGGGAAGGACAUGUCCAGUAUCAAGGCUAGUGAUCGGCCGUGGAACGAUCCUGGACCAGCCAAUGGAGGUGCAGAUGAUUCGCAGGACGACAAGAAGCCUGUGGUGCGAGCAGUAGUCCUUGACUUCUCCGCGGUCUCUCACAUCGACACUACGGGUGUCCAAUCCUUACUUGAUACUCGAGUAGAGGUCGAGAGAUGGGCAGACGGACCAGUAGAGUUCCACUUCGCAUGCAUUCUGUCGCCCUGGAUCCGUCGAGCUUUGAUCGCCGCUGGUUUUGGCACUGGUACUCCGUCUGCGAAGCUGCCUCAAGAAAUCGCACCCGUGGUACCCGACCAUGACGGCUACCUGUCAUCUGAUUCCGAUAUCACAGACGAAAGUCUAGGAUAUGCUCACGGCAAAGACGCCGGGCCUCUCGUGCCCUCUGCAACCCCCUUCUUCCACUUCGACCUGGCAGCAGCGGUUCGUGCAGCUGAAAGCGGCGUUAACCAUGAGCCUACCUUGGGAGAUACGGAUUGA